Molecule: messenger RNA, 8532 nt
Organism: Dreissena polymorpha
Lineage: Eukaryota; Metazoa; Mollusca; Bivalvia; Myida; Dreissenidae
Product: inactive tyrosine-protein kinase 7-like
Exons: 17
Coding region: 131-3583 (1150 amino acids)
Biological process (GO): protein phosphorylation; dendrite self-avoidance; axon guidance
Cellular component (GO): plasma membrane; axon
Molecular function (GO): cell-cell adhesion mediator activity; ATP binding; protein tyrosine kinase activity
Source: RefSeq, a predicted model, not a curated record
GGUAACUUUGGAUAGCCGUUCACUGUUAUAAUGGUUAUCGUGAAUCUGUGUUACCGAAGACGUUACCAUUGGGUUGUGGCGUUUUUAUGGGGAUUUUAAUGUGGUUUUAAAACAGUGUUUUAUUGUCAACAUGGAUACAAAAAUGGUGUUUGGGAUACAUAUAACACUUGUGAUUUUAUUCAAUAUUUUACCGGCCAUACACAGUCAGGACACAUUUUACUUUAACGUGAAACCAACAGACCAAGCAGUUUUCGAGGGUCACGAACUGACGCUAAAUUGUGAUGUGUCAAAUCGGCGGCACAUACAGUUUCAGUGGACACAUAAUUCCAAACUAAUCACAAACACAAGCAGACGGUUUCAAGAUGGCAGCAAUUUGCGGAUUUUGCGUGUAAGUCGCACUGAAGACGCGGGACCGUUUGAAUGUGUUGCGACAAACGUUACCACAGGGUUCUCUCUACUGAGUGGGGAUGCAACACUUUCUAUACGCUGGAUUGACCCGGUGGCGAAAGUUGAGAGAACUGGGAACCAGGAUGAGGUUCUGGACCUCGGCUCUGAGCUGCAACUCAAGUGUGAGAUAUUGGGAAACCCUGAACCUGCGUUCUACUGGUACCAAAAUCAGUUCCGGGUGUUCAACAAACAGAAUGUUCGUAUUUUGGACAAGGGUACACGUCUUCGUAUUUUCAACAUCACUGCCAGCGACAAUGGAGUGUACUCGUGCCGUGGAGAGAAUGUGGCGGGAACUGUGGAUAGCACCAGCAACUUCCUGUUGAAUAUCAAAGCCCCCAACACUCCCCACCUGAUCCAGAAACUGUUCACACCUAAUCUGCUGGUCUCGAAGAACCAAGAGGCGAGGUUGGACUGUCCAUUUGAAGACGCCACCAAAAUAGAGUGGUUCGCCAACUAUGAAAAGCUGUAUAACAGCACACGGUACACAGUCUUCAACAACGGUUCCCUGUAUUUCCCAAAGGUUAGGAAAGCAGAUGAGGCUGGGUACCGGUGCGAGGGCCUCUCCAAUGUGUCAGACAUCCCCGCCCAGACGUUCAUUGUAGAACUCAUUAUUGCCUAUUUGGAUGACUUCAAUGUGAACUCGUUUGAGCCCCGUCUGAUCCCCAGUUUCCCCAUGGUGAUCCCCGUGCACCAAGAGUUCACCGUGAAGGUCUUCUUGCCGGACGGGAAACCAGCGCCAAGCUACAGAUGGUUGAACAAGAAUGACAUGCCCCUCAGUGACCAGGGUCAGAUUCGUAUGAUUGGGACCAACUUGUUUUUCGAGGACCCACAACAGAUAGACUCUGGAAACUACACUUUCAUCGUCAACAACACGGCUGGAGAAAAAAGACAAAGCUUUUGGAUUAUCAUUUCGGUUCCACCGGUGAUACGUCGUGGGCCCCAGUCACAGGAGAUGUCGGAGGGGAGCGAUGUCGAGUUCACAUGUCAGGUGUCCGGGACAGCGUACCCAGUUACCACGGUGAUGUGGCAGAUGAACAACGAGAACAUACGACUGGGUUCAUCUCGUCACUAUAUCAACCAGGAGUCUGGACUGCUGCGUAUAUCCAUGGUAACGGAGAGUGACCAGGGAAUGUACUCUUGUAUUGCCAUGACAACCGGUCAGGCUCCAGUGCAGUCACCACCAGCGGAACUCAAAGUGAAACGCAAGUUGAAGUUCAAUCCUAUCCCGCGGGAUGGCUUCCUGGAAUUGGACUCGGAUGCAGAGGUUCACUGUCGUGCAGAGGCCGAGAUCAAUCCCAAGGUGCACUGGAUGCGCGGCACGGUGCAGAACGCCGACCUCACGUUCGCUGAUCAUGUGAUCGACUCCGGUGGCACGCUGUAUUUCCGCGGCGUUCGGAGGUCGGAUGAGGGACCCUAUACAUGUGUUGCUGUGGUUUCAAGGGGGGCCACUCAAGACGUUAUCAACAAGACCAUAAAUAUCUACGUUGUUGAACGACCAAGAUUUCAGCAUCUUCCUGCUAACAAAACGGCGUACGAAGGACAUUCGAUGAUGCUGCACUGUGUUGCUUCAGGCGACCCAAGACCCUCGAUCACGUGGGAGAAAAACCAGAUACGAGACAAUUGGGACCGCAAUAGGUUCACAAUAUAUCCAAAUGGGACGCUGAAAAUAUCCAAGGUGUACAUGGAGGACCAGGGGAUGUACCAGUGUGUAGCGAAUAAUACAGCAGGCGCAAUAUACGCCUCCGCCUACCUCGAUGUGGCAAGUGGUUCAGAGUACACAGAGGUGUCUGAGAGCGAGGGCUCUGAGAACUUUGACAUGAUGCGCACGGUGAUCAUUGCAGUGUGUAGCGCGGGGGCCUACCUCGCCCUUGUGAUAGGCCUGACCGCUUACUGCAGCUACAGACUGCUCAUGCAGCGACGCAACAGGAAGGCAGUGUUAAAAGACGAGAAACAAAAUGGCAACCUUCCACAAGAGCAGCACGAGCUCCUCAUGAAAGAGGCCGACCGUGACUCUGGGGCCACCCAGGGUUGCCGUAGCGACAGUGAUAACCGCUCCCACGUUUCCGCCCUGUCUUCUCACCCCUCCCACUCUUCCCAUUCGGCCUCCCACACCGCCUCACACUCUGCGUCUGCUACACACUCACACAAUCUGUCCCAGCAAUCUCAGCGUAGCGCUGGGAAGAACUCGCUUGAUCGACUCUACUUUCCCAGACACGAGUUGCAGACCAUCGGAAUAUUAGGUAAAGGACAGUAUGGCGAUAUUUUCUUGGCAAAAGCGAGAGGUAUAAGACCUGGCGAGGUUGACACACAGGUCAGCGUGAAAUCCCUGCUCUCCAAAGAGGACCAUCAUUACUAUGAGUUUCAACGCGAGAUGGAGAUGUACUCUAGACUGGAUCAUAAUAAUGUCAUCAAACUUCUGGGCGUCUGUAGAGACAUAGAACCACAGUUCUACAUUGCAGAAUAUUGCGACUGGGGUGACCUUAAACAGUUUUUACUUGCAUCACGUGUGGAUAACAGUGGCCGUAGAAGAAUACCACCGCUUCUUAUCCUUCAGAAGAUAGGCAUGUGCAAUCAAGUUGCCCUGGGCAUGGAGCACUUGUCAAACAACAGGUUCGUGCACAGAGACUUGGCCGCAAGAAACGUGCUUCUCACGUCACGUUUAGAACUAAAAAUAUCUCACAUGGCCAUAAUUCGCGACAUGUAUGCCAGUGAGUAUGUGAUCAUGAACAAUCAGGCCAUGCUGCCACUGCGCUGGCUUGCGCCUGAAGCUGCCAUAGACUCGGAGUUUUCUACUAAAAGUGAUGUGUGGGCUUACGGUGUGUUCAUGUGGGAAGUGCUGCAUUUAGCGGACAUGCCUCAUAAAAACAGAACAGAUGAGGACCUUAUGAAAGGUCUCCGAAAUGGCGACGCCCGUUUGGAUUUUUCAGAACACUGUCCGAACGAAAUGGUGGACUUGGUUCGACGAUGUACUACUGACAACCCCAAGGACCGUCCCAGUUUCUCGGAUGUUUGUAACAAAGUGGCCGAGCUAGUGCACUUGUACUCACAGCCUCAGUUUCAGAACCCAAUUACAGAACCAGUGGGGUCAUACCCUGCACUGUCUUCAUACUCAUCGUCCAGUUCAUACCAGCAGUGAACACUAAUGUAAUUAGUUAGGGUCAUGGUCAGAUGUGAAUAUUGGUGGGUGGGGUAAUGAGGUAUAUGGGUUGGGUAAUAAAGUAGGUGGGUGGGGUAAUGGUGGUAAUAAAAAUGUAGGUGAGUGGAGUAAAUUCAUGGGAUAUGAACUAGCAUAAACAAUUGCCAUACGACUGAUGGGAGAUAAGUGUAGUGUGUUGAGUGUUUGUAAAGUGUUUGCUAAAAAGGAUUGUUAAAACAUACUCAUUUUAAAAUUGCGUUUACUGAAGUCGGGUUUCUCAAUGGUCAGGUAGUUUGAAAAUAUUAUGUUAAAUCAUUGCUAAAAGCAGAAUAACAUCUGUAACUGUGUGUGCAUUCACUUAGAACUAAUUAUUGUAAAAUAAUGCAUUUGGUAUUCUCUAGUUGCUGUAAAACAAAACUAUAAAUAUAUAGCACAAUUGAUAAAGUUUUGUUUAGCUUGCAAUUGUUUCUAAAACUUGUGAUUCAAGAAAAUCAUGAUUACUUGUUUGUAUAAAAGCCUUUAUAAAUAGAACAUUUUAUAGAUACAGUAGUUUGAUAAAGGGUGUAAAUUUUGUGUUUGAGGUUACAAACCACCAUAUCUUUUUGUUUGCAUAUGUACAUGUGUAUAUGUCUAGUGCUAGUUCUUUCGUUGAGAAUCUGCUGCCUCAUGUUUUAUUGUCAGGCUUUAUUGUUAUGCCUCUGACUAAUUUUUUGCCAAUGAUGCACAAAGGGUCAACUAUUUUGAUUUUACAUAUGUGAUCACUUUUUAUAUGUUGAUGUAUUUAUUUAUCAUGUUAUGUUACUUUAUUUCGGCAACUCCUUUAAACACAUGCUUUUAACCAAAUGUCUGGAAUCUGUUUCUGUAAUUCCAUCAUGUUUGUUUUGAACAUGUUUUAAGCCUUUUCUAGAGGCCAUUGUGAUUACUAUUUUUUGUGACACUGUUUUUGUUUGGUCAAAUUUGAGGCCAAAAUUUUGCCCCAUUCCCAAUGCCAAAAAGGAUAUAUUUCCCUAAAUGACAACCUUAUACAUGUACGCUAAUUAAAAUUUUCAAAAAAUAAAUAAUUUAUUAAUUUUUAGAUAAAUUACUUUAUCUAGUUGCUCUCCCUAUCCAGCUCUAUUAGUUUAUCUCAGUAAGUACAAUACUGAAAACACUUUAUCAUUAAUUUUAAAGGUUGUGUUACAAAAAGGAACAACACCAAUUUCCAGAUUUGAGUCAAAACAACUAAUUAUUCCCAAUCAAAAGGGCCCAGUCCCAUUCCUGAAACUGGAAAAAACAAACACUGUGAUAGAGAGAAAACCUUCAUAUUCUUAAAUGCUUUUAUGAUUAGAAGACCCUUCCCACAAUGCAUUUCUCUUCAUUAUGAAAGGCAUCUUCAAUAUGAAUAUAAAGCUGUUAUUUCAGUAUUUUAUGUUGUUGUUUUUCUACUUUUAUGUAGUUGAAUAUGAAACCUAUUUAAGAUUUCCAUUUCUAGUAUGACUAUCAGUGUUAUGUUUGCAUUUUGAUCUACAUCUGAUGUUUAAAUGCACAUUCUCUUUCCACAAAAUUAUUUUGUAUUAAUUUUUUAUUCACCUCGACCACUGUUCCAUUCAUGUUCCCUCUUAACGAGAAUACAUUUUGUGUGCUUCUGCUUUCUUCCUAUGCUAAUCAGGUGUCACAUUAGAAAUCCAUGAAUUGCCUGUGAAUUGCAGAUGCUUUGAGAACGCUUUUUGCGUAUGAUAACACAGUAUCAUAAAUACACACAUGAAACUUUUGUCACUUGUUCUACCAGGUAUAUUACUGUAAUUACUCUUAGUUUUCAUACAUUCUAAAUUUUUGGACACUCCGGUUUUUGGUUGAAAUAAUUAUUUUUUGUAACUCUUAAUUUUAGGACAGUUUAUUUUACCAGAUAUAAGUGUCUCUACAUUUUACAUCACCUUUAUAUUUUGUCUCUAAAUUGUUUAACAGCUGUAUUUUUAAAAUAUCGUUUGUAUCUCAUUUUCUGACAAUUUUUGUUACCCCCGCCAAUUUUUUUUUCGAAGGGGAUAUAGUAAUUGGUCCCGUCCGUAUGUCGAACCAUAACUCUAUCUACCUUAGUUUUUGAAUUAUCUCCCCUUUUAUAUAACUUUAAAGUCAAUUUUUGUCCGGAGCAUAACUCUAAAUCUACUGAAGGGAUUUACUUGAAAAUUGAAAAGUAAACAGAUGGCAAGUAAGAGAAGUGCAGUGACUAAGAACCAUAACUCUAUCUACCUUAGUUUUUGAAUUAUCUCCCUUUAUUUAAUUUCAAAGUAAUUUUUUGUCUGGAGCAUUACUCUAAAUCUACUGAAGGAAUUUACUUGAAACUUUAAGUAUAAACAGAUGGCAAGUAGGAGAAGUGCAGUGACUUAGAACCAUAACACUAUCUACCUUAGUUUUUUAAUUAUCUCCCUUUUUUUUUAUUACAAAGUAAAUUUUUGUCCGGAGCAUAACUCUAAAUCUACUGAAGGGAUUUACUACUGAAGGGAUUUACUUGAAACUACAAAUAUAAACAGAUGGCAAGUAGGAGAAGUGCAGUGACUAAAAACCAUAACACUAUCUACUUUAGUUUUUGAAUUAUCUCCCUUUUUUUAAUUACAAAUUACAUUUUUGUCCGGAGCAUAACUAUAAAGCUACUGAAGGGAUUGACUUGAAACUACAAAUAUAAACAGAUGGCAAGUAGGAGAAGUGCAGUGAACAUGAACCAUACCUCUUUCAACCAUAUUUUUUUUCAUUAUCUCCCUUUAUUUGUUUUACAACUAUUAUUCUCUUCUCUAAAACAAAUGUUGUCAUACAAGCAAACACAUUUCGGCAGGGAUUUGGCACUACUGUGACAAGCUCUUGUUAUUUAUUUGUAAGUGUCCAAAAACUUUAGUAAUGAUGUAAGAUACAAUAUUUUCACAUUCAUCUGCCAAAUAUAUGGUUUUCAAGACUGUUAAACAGUACAUCAAUGUACAGGUGUGAACAAUUUAAGUCUAAUUAAGUUGUUUUGGCAAAUUACAUUAUGAUUUAAAUACCUUUAAAAGCCUGUCAUUAUUUAAUAAUUUAAAUACAAUAAGUCUUAGCUUUACUUAUUUUUUUAAUUCCCUUUUAUGUUUGUGAUGGACAUGAAUUCAUGUGUAUGUACUUUUAUAUAGUCAUACAGUUAAGCCAUUUAAAAUACCUAUUUAAGAUUAAGUCUGGCUUUUGUAUUUAUUUGUUUUAUUGUGAAAUCUUAUUGUUAACCAAACUCUUUCAUUUUUUUUUCAUUUUUAAGAAAAUUCCCAAAGUGUUUUUUUUAAUUGUCAAAUUUGAGUUUGAAAUAUAGUAGAAAAAGUGUCAAUAUGCUGUAGACCUGUUGUAGGGGUGUACCACAGGUAGUUAGCGUGUGGCUAUGAUAUUAAUUAGUAAGAACAUCAUUUAGAAUGAAACAUAAUCUAAUUAUAACGAAAAAUCAACUUAUCUGAAAAAAAAUUCACUAUCAAAUAUAUAUUUGAUAGUGAAUUUAUUUUCAGAGAAGUUGAUUUUAAUUAAUUAAUUAAUUAUUACCAAUUUAUUACUAAUUAAUAUCAUAGCCACACGCUAACCUCCUGUACAUUUAAACUGUCUGGCAGAACAUGACUUAAAUGAUUAUAAAAAUGAAGACAAAACAUAUGAGCAGCGUCUUGUAAAAAUAUGACCUAUUCCAUAAUCAAUUAAAUAUCAUCUGUGUACAGAUACAUUAUACAAUGUUUAUGUCUCUUAUAAAAUUAUAUUUUUUUAACAACAGCCAGAAAUUUCUUUUGCAGCAAUUGAGUGGAAUUGAUUUCUGACAUUUUUGAUAGUUGACCAUAUUGGAGUAAGGAGAUAUGAUGUUGCUGUAUUAAUAAGUAGUAAAGUUGCCUUUUGCGAAUAUUUAAAAAUGUUUUGUUAAAAAAUAUAAUCUAUUUCAGCGGGUGUUACCAAUAUGGUAUAUUUGCUACCCUUUAUAUAUUAGCUAGUGUUAAUGCGAAAUGUGCUUAGCUGAUGUAGAAAUUCAUGAUGCAGAUUAAUAAUUAUUAUAGUGUUAUCAUGUCAUGUUACCUUAGUAAACUAAGGUCAUUCACACUGAAUUAAAAGUAAGAUUGUACUUAAUUGCUAAAAGGUUUAUUUGAGUAUGAAUUAAAGGGGCGCACAACAAUUGUUAUUAAACUAUGUUUUCUGAUUUCAACCGUGCUUUCAAUAAAAUAUACUUUUAGUACAGCAAGUUCCCUAGAUACUCAUAAUACAGGCCAUUGUAUACAUACCGGUAGGUCCCUGCAUAAUGUAUAUUUUUGAAUAUACUUUCCAUUCAAAAUGUUAUAUUUUAAGAAAAGGCCCAUUAACUAUUAAAAUGUUAUUAUCAGUCUGUCCAUUUCUUGUAUUAUAUCUCAAAAACAUGAUCCUGGUCUGACAGUAUCUGUACAUGUAUGAAUGAAUUCUUAAUGUAUAAUGUAGGGUUUAUGCUUACUGUUUCAUUGUUAUGCAAAAGUUUGUUUGACCAGCAAACAAAACAGUUUUCAUGUUUAGUUUACAGGAAAAAUAGAUUUUUGUAAUUAAACAUCCAAUUUUCAAAUUAUUACAAUUUAAUUUUGAAACUGGCAUUGCUUAGAAAUCUGUACAUGACUAAUUUGCAUUUGUUUCAAUGUCAGCAUGUAUGAAAGUAAUAAAAUCACAAAAUAUGCUUAUUCGUUUUACAUAUCCAUUUCAUAUUUAGUAUAACCUAUCUUAAGUGAAUGAAAUUCAAGUUGCAAUAAUUGGGCCUAGUACAUGUACACUGUAAAUAGUUUUGUGGUCGCUACGCUUAUCAAUAUUGAUAGAUAUCAUAAUUGUGACGUCACAUAUGUUGUUAUGGUUACAUAAUAUAUGUAUGAAACAUCAUUAUUAGAGUUACUGUUGUUCUUCUUUAUUUUCCUAUUUUGGUGCUUGACAUGUCAUGACAAUGGUAACUAGCUUGUACAUCAGUAAAUUAUUGAAACAUU